GGAACUCCCUCAAUCUCGCUCCGUACGUUAUACCGUGCAUAUUUCCACAAGGGAGUACAGCUGUUGAAGCCGGUAGAAUUGCUACAAAUCGUUCAUGACAGUUUGAUUGCGAGGACAAGUUCAUGAGUCGUCACUUCCAAUUACAGUUUCAGGCUGCUGAAAUCAAAGUACAUGUUGAGAUUUCUUGAACUGAUCGUCGUCCUAUAAUUUGAUCAUCUGUGGAAGGUCGUAGAAAGCGGCCAUGUUUGAUGAGAAUCGGAAGGUGUGGGUCCCUCAUCUGGAGCAUGGCUUCCAGCUGGGGAGGAUCAUUGACAUCGGGGUCGAUGGCAUCACCGUCCAGCCGGUAGACUCAGGCAAGGCUGUGAGUGCAUCAUAUGAUAGGGUUUUUCCAGCAGAAGAUGAUGAAGCAAAAGUAGUGGAUGAUAAUUGCUCCUUGAUGUAUCUGAAUGAGGCCACGUUACUCAACAACCUCCGGCUACGCUACAAGAAAAAUUCCAUCUACACAUAUGUGGCCAACAUCCUAAUAGCUGUGAACCCAUACAAACAGAUGGGGGAUCUCUACACGUCCAGCAACAUAAAGAAAUACCAAGGAAAGUCCCUCGGCACACUACCGCCUCAUGUCUUUGCUAUAGCUGACAAGUCAUACCGUGAGAUGAUCACGUCCAAACAGAGUCAAGCUAUCAUCGUGAGCGGAGAAUCUGGAGCCGGCAAGACAGAGUCUACCAAGUAUAUACUCAGGUACCUGACAGAGUCUCACGGACAGAGUGCAGGGAUCAUAGAGCAGAGGAUCAUUGAGGCUAACCCGCUCCUAGAAGCCUUUGGCAAUGCCAAGACGGUCAGGAACAACAACAGCAGUCGCUUUGGAAAGUUCAUGGAAAUGCACUUUGGAGAGAAGCACGAUGUUGUUGGAGGCUAUGUAUCCCAUUAUCUACUGGAGAAACCACGAGUCUGCUGGCAGAAUGGAGAAGAGAGGAACUAUCAUGUAUUCUAUUACCUGUGUGCCGGUGCUCCAGAUGACCUCCGCACCAAGCUACGUAUCCAGACCCCCGAUGAUUAUCAGUACUUACGGAAUGGCAUCACUCAGUACUUUGCUGGCAAAGAAUCACAGAAGCAAGUGAAAGCAGACAGGCAGAGCAAAAUGUAUAAGAAGAAGGGCGCGCUGCAUGACAUCCAGGUGGAUGAUUACCGUGGUUACCAGAGAGUGGUGGAUGCGCUCCGGAAGAUCGGUCUCAAGCCCCAGGAGGAGUAUGACAUCCUGCGUAUUGUGGCAUGUGUCCUUCAUCUUGGGAACAUCGCAUUCACCGGCAAUGACAGCCAGGAGGGUGGCUGUGGCGUAUCACCUGACGCCCAGGAUUCCCUCAAGUUUGUAGCAGACCUCAUCAAGGUGGAUGCCAAGGAACUGGAACAAUCUCUAACAUCUCGUACCAUGCAGGCUAGGGGGACCGUCAUCAAAGUGCCGUUGAAGAAAGAGCAAGCAUCCAAUGCUCGCGAUGCCCUGGCCAAGGCUAUCUACUCUCAUCUCUUUGAUCACAUUGUAUCCCGCAUCAACGAGUGCUUCCCUUUCAAGACCUCGGCAAACUUCAUCGGCGUGCUGGACAUCGCAGGAUUCGAGUUCUUCACCCUCAACAGCUACGAGCAGUUCUGCAUCAACUACUGUAACGAAAAGCUACAGCAGUUCUUCAAUCUUAGGGUGCUCAAGGAGGAACAAGAACUUUAUGAGAGGGAGAGUCUGGGUGUAAACACAGUCAACUAUGUGGAUAACCAAGAUUGUAUCGAUCUGGUUGAACUCAAGCCCAAUGGUAUCCUAGAUCUACUGGACGAGGAGAGUAAGCUACCCAAAGCCAGCGCAAACAACUUCACUCACAAUGUGCAUCAGAAACAUAAAACUCACUUCAGGUUGGCUAUCCCUCGUAAAUCCAAGUUGACAGCUCAUCGUAACCUCCGAGAUGAUGAAGGAAUCCUUAUAAAGCACUUUGCUGGGGCUGUGUGCUAUCAAACUAGUGAAUUCAUAGAGAAGAACAACGAUGCUCUGCAUGCGUCUCUGGAGGUUGUUAUACGAGACUGCAAGGAUCCUUUCAUCACCAGUCUCUUCCCUAAGAACGACAAGGAACCCUCCAAGGGGCGUGGAGGACAGAACGUCCAGAAACUGGCCUUCGACAGUGUGGGAAAUAAGUUCAAGGUACAACUCAACCAGUUAAUGGAGAAGCUUCGAAGCACUGGAUCCUCCUUCGUACGUUGCAUCAAACCCAAUGGCAAGAUGGUGGACAGUCUGUUUGAAGGGGGACAGAUCCUCAGCCAGCUGCAGUGCUCAGGAAUGGUGACUGUACUGGAUCUGAUGCAGGGAGGUUUCCCAUCCCGAACACAGUUCUCAGAUCUGUAUAACAUGUACAAGCAGUACAUGCCACCAGAGCUGGUCCGUCUAGAUCCAAGGCUAUUCUGUAAGGCCCUCUUCCAUGCACUCGGACUGGACGAGAACGACUACCAGUUCGGUCUGACCAAGGUGUUCUUCAGACCAGGCAAGUUUGCUGAGUUUGAUCAGAUGAUGAAGUCCGAUCCAGAGCACCUGAGGAUCCUGAUCAAGAAGGUCCGGCGCUGGCUCAUCUGCACACGCUGGAAGCGAGGACAGUGGGGUACCUUGAUGGUCAUCAAGUUGAAGAACAAGAUCUUGUACCGUUGCGCUGCCCUUGUCAAGAUGCAGAGUACUGUGAGGAUGUUCCUAGCGAUGCGCAAGCACAGACCCAGGUACAGGAGCCUCAAGCAAGUUAAUACACUUAGCAAGGAGCUCGACAAGCUGGCACAAGUUGCCAAGACAGUCAAGGACAAGGUUGCCCAACAACAAGUUGCUGCCACCAGCAAGGCUCUACAGGAUCUUAUUAUUAAGAUUAAGACCACGAUCAUGACCAGAAGACAGAUGGAGGAUGCGUACCUCAACCUCUCCAACCAGAUGAGGAAGCAGCUCCUGGACCUGAUCAACAAGAAGAAGGCAGAGGAUGCAGAGGCAGACAGACUGCGGAAGAUACAGGAGGAGAUGGAGAGGGAGAGGAAGAGACGAGAAGAGGAGGAGAGGAAGAGGAAGGCAGAGCAGGAGGAGAGAGAGAGAAAGAAGUUGCAGGAGGAGGAGGAGAGGAAACUGAAAGCAGAGAUGGAAGCUAAACGCCUACGAGAAGAAGAGGAGCUUCGUAUUCAACUUGAAGAAGAACAGAAGAAAUUAGCCGCGGAGAGAAAGCAGAUAGAAGCAGACCGACAGAAGCUGGAAGAGAUGCAGAGACAAGCGGAAGAAGAACAACGUAGAAGGGAGGAGCAGGAACGCCGUGACUAUGAAUUAGCCCAGCGUCUCUCGGAGGAAGCUAAUUCUCAGGUUAUCGCAGAGGAAUCUCUUGUAGCUCGAGCUCAAGCAAAAGUUGUAGAAACUGCCCCUCCCUGUGUAUCUCAAAAUACAUCUCCACCUAAAUCUCCACCAGUGUCUCAACAUAUAACUCAACCUAAUUCUCCUUCUUCACCGCGACCUGUAUCUGCUGCCGUACCUGAACCUCCUUCUCCAACGCAAGGCAUUUUUGCUGAGGCUACCGUUGUCCAAGCCGCUGCUCCAACCAAAUCCCUUGAUCUGACAACAUGGAAGUAUGCUGAUCUCAGAGACACUAUCAACACCUCAAUCGAUAUUGCGCUCCUGUCAGCCUGCAAGGAGGAGUUCCAUCGUCGUCUCAAGGUCUACCACGCCUGGAAGAUGAAGAAUAAGAAGGUUGCCGCCGGCGACAAGGGCGGACCAGAGAGGGCUCCACAAUCCAUCUUUGAAAGUGCCCAACAAUACAACCAGCUGGCACCCCCUCCGAAAGCCACCAAGGCUGCCCCAGCCAAUCAGAACAUCCAACGCUUCUUCAGGGUGCCUUUCUCCGUGACUGGGUCCACCGCUCAGGGUCAGAUGCCCGAGAGGGGGUGGUGGUACGCCCACUUUGACGGUCAGUGGAUCGCCCGCCAGAUGGAGGUACACCCCACCAAGGUCCCCGUUCUUCUGGUUGCAGGUAAAGAUGAUGAGAACAUGUGUGAGAUGAGUUUGGAGGAGACUGGGUUGACACGACGUCCCAACGCCGAGAUCGUCGAGCGGGAGUUUGAGGAGCCCUGGAAGCGUAGCGGCGGUCAGCAGUACCACAUGGCUGCUGUACGCAACAAGCAGGCUAGACCAACGUGGGCCACGCAGAGCUUGAAAGCUCGUUGAUGGUAGAUCAACUCCUAGGGAGAAUGAAUGAA
Strongylocentrotus purpuratus (purple sea urchin) is the source of this 4245-nucleotide messenger RNA. Its product is annotated as unconventional myosin-VI-like. Lineage: Eukaryota; Metazoa; Echinodermata; Echinoidea; Camarodonta; Strongylocentrotidae. Gene Ontology annotation, biological process: endocytosis; actin filament organization; vesicle transport along actin filament. Gene Ontology annotation, cellular component: endocytic vesicle; cytoplasm; actin cytoskeleton. The record is from RefSeq and is a predicted model, not a curated record. The transcript is spliced from 29 exons. The coding region runs from base 242 to 4213 and encodes 1323 amino acids. Gene Ontology annotation, molecular function: microfilament motor activity; ATP binding; actin filament binding.